Molecule: messenger RNA, 2133 nt
Organism: Dinoponera quadriceps
Lineage: Eukaryota; Metazoa; Arthropoda; Insecta; Hymenoptera; Formicidae
Gene: AdipoR
Product: adiponectin receptor protein
Exons: 7
Coding region: 381-1595 (404 amino acids)
Biological process (GO): adiponectin-activated signaling pathway
Cellular component (GO): plasma membrane
Molecular function (GO): signaling receptor activity
Source: RefSeq, a predicted model, not a curated record
UCGUGUUUAUGCUUUCGUGGCAAUUAUAUCUUAAUAAUUAAAUAUAUUUACAUAUUAUUUCACGUCUGUUGCACAUUUUUAUAAUUUAUUAUUUUUCACAAUUGCAUGUACAAUAAAGAAUCUGAUUUGCUUACGUAGUUCAGAAUAUGAUUGUUAUAUAAAAAAUAACCUUGCUCUAAGAAGGUUAAAUGGUCAGUUGAUAUGACGGAUGCAAUAACCAGAAUACUAAUUUAUCGUGUCUUAUAUAAUAAGUCUGCAAUCUUUAUAUAGACAGAAAGUUAGUACUCUUUAAAGUGUGUAUUAAGUCAAGUAUGUUGCUAUUAAGCUGAAUGGAGAAGACUUAACCUAAGAGUUGAAAUCAAUUAAGUUUAUACUAAAUCAUGUCGCACUAUGAAGAUGUUAUUCUGGAAGCUAAAGAAAAAGAAGAACACUUGCCAGGAGAUUUAGGAGUAAGACAUCGCAUUCCGUGGAGUGAUCGUGUAUUAUUAAAUAGUGAAAUACCUGGUUUACACGAAGUUAAAGAAUUAUUAGAAGAUGAUGAUGCAAGUUGUUUGGCAGAAGAGGAAGAUGGAGCUGGAUGUCCCUUACCCUCAACUCCAGAAGAUGAUCAUCUUUUGGAUUGUGAGAUGACCGAAGUAUUGAAAGCAGGCGUAUUAAGUGAUGAAAUUGAUUUGGGAGCAUUAGCUCAUAAUGCAGCAGAGCAGGCUGAAGAGUUUGUUCGAAAGGUAUGGGAAGCAUCCUGGAAACAAUGUCAUUUUAGAAAUCUGCCAAGAUGGUUGCAAGAUAAUGAUUUCUUGCACGCCGGCCACAGGCCACCAUUACCCUCGUUUUAUGCGUGCUUUAAAAGUAUUUUUCGAAUUCAUACUGAAACUGGUAAUAUCUGGACACAUUUGCUAGGCUGCGUUGCCUUUAUUGGUAUAGCUAUAUUUUUUCUAACACAACCUCCUAUAGAAAUUCAAUUGGAAGAAAAAUUGGUAUUUGGUACCUUCUUUGCUGGUGCUAUAAUUUGCCUAGGAAUGUCGUUUGCCUUUCACACAGUUCAUUGCCACAGCGAAUGUGUUGGAAAGCUAUUUUCAAAGUUAGAUUAUUGUGGCAUAGCUAUGCUUAUUAUGGGUAGUUUUGUACCAUGGCUUUAUUACGGAUUUUAUUGCGACUAUCAACCUAAACUAAUUUAUCUGUCUGUGGUGGUUGUCCUUGGUAUAACCAGUAUCGUUGUAUCAUUGUGGGAGCGAUUUGGUGAACCAAACUAUCGUCCACUUAGAGCAGGAGUUUUUAUGGGAUUUGGGCUUAGUGGGGUAAUACCAGCGGUACAUUAUGCUGUCGCCGAAGGUUGGUUCAAGGCGAUUAGUCAAGCAUCCCUUGGAUGGUUAAUACUAAUGGGAUGUUUGUAUAUAUUAGGUGCAUUAUUUUAUGCUUUAAGGGUACCUGAACGUUUCUUUCCAGGAAAAUUUGAUAUUUGGUUUCAGAGUCACCAAAUCUUCCAUGUACUAGUAAUUGCAGCUGCUUUUGUUCAUUACCAUGGUAUUACAGAAAUGGCAAUGCAUAGAAUGACAAUAGGCGACUGUACAAAUCCGUCGCAAGUGUUAGCUUUUUAAAUCUGCAGGCGUAUAUCCUCAUCUUGUUGAUAAAUUUCAUCUCAUUACAUAACCGAUACAGAAAAAGACUUCAAGGAUUCCUAAAUCUUACGCCUUAGUGAAUCUGUGCUAUUUACUGUAAGUAUGAUAUAUGUUGUAAAGUAGAAUAUGCAGGAAAAAUAAUUAAAGGAUGAUCGCAAUGGGUUUCAAUGAUAUAAAACCGAGAAGAAAGUGAUUUUAUAUUUAAAAAAUAAAAUAUAAAAUCAAAUUUUUUAUCGAAGACCACUGUUAAAGAAAUUGAUUUUGAAAAACUAAUUUUUUGUGUUUUCAUAAAUUUGCACGAUUUCCCACGUCGUUAAAUUUAUCUCGGCGAUGAUCAUCAAAAUUACGUCUUUCCGGUUAUCCUACUCAUUGCAGGAUAUCUUUGUAUAUGCAUAAGAAUAUAUUUAAUUUCAAUUUAUCAUAGGAUAUACUUUAAAAUAUUGCCUAUUUAAUUUUUCGAAUAGUUUUAAGAAUAUAAAUUACGAUGAAAAUAUCUUGAAAACAAUCUUCACGAUCG